AUGCCAAUUGCAGCCAUGCUUGCCUGUUUUUGCGACAGCUUGCACGCGACACCGUCGCACAAAAUCUGCGUCACCGUUUUUGACCCAACUGGACACGCCCCCUUCACAGCCCACCGAGGGAAGGUACAGAAUGUCCACAGACCUAAAAAAACAAAACAAAUUCCACCCAGUGUGCACAUUCCUCAUUAUCCACGACCACAGUUAACAAGAAACGCCAAGCUAACGUGUGUGAAAAUGGCUGCUUCGCUGCUGAGAAUAGGAGGACUUCGAUGUGUGAAGUGUUUUCAGGCUGAGAGCUGGAGUACACUGUGUAGAGCACCCAGCGCUGCAGCUUAUAGCACAAAGUACGGGGGCUCAAAAAAGUCAUCAAAAAAGAACUCUGACAAAAAACAGGUUAAAACAUACUUCGAUAUAGAGAAGCUUGUUCAGCACAAGCCCUUUGAGUUUCCCAAGAAAGAUGUUUCUGCGCCAGCAGUCAGUUCAACAGCACAUCCUUCACUCUACACUCUUACACCUGAGAAGGCCGCCAACCGUGUUGCUGAAGCAGUUCCUGCAUCAGCAGCUGGUACUGCACCUGUGCAUGGACCAGUUAUUGAGCCUGUCCCUGCAGUUGUUCCUGAAGUCCAACCUGUAAUUGAGGCAGCAGCUGAAGAUAAAACAGCCAUGGAAACUUUUGCUGCUCCACUAUCUGAAGUGGGUCCCAAACCAACUGUCAAAGUUGUGCAAGAUUCGCCCAAGGCUGUUCCCUCAGAAGCUAAUGUUGGAGCAGCAGUUGAUCCUCUACCUGAAGCUACCCCUUUGCAAACUGUGGCUGAAACUACAAAUGUGGAAUCUGCAGCCGAGCCUGUGCCAACUGUUGCCCAGAUGGAAGCUUCCACAGAACCGAAGACUGAAGCUUCCCCUGUAGAAGCUGCUAGGACCGAGAUUGUGGCUGAGGUUACCCCUGCAGAAGCAGGUGCAGAGCCUGCCGUUGCAGCUAUCCCUGUGGGUGAGCCUGUUGCCGACGUUGCAGAUGUGGCUAAAGCUGCUCCCACGGAUGCUCCUGCAGACCUUGUCAUUGAAGCGGUCACUGUCGAAGCUGCAGCCCCACCUGUAGUUGCAGACGCCGUGGUAGAAGCUGCCGCAGAACCUGUUGUUGAAGAUGCCCCUGUGAAAGAUGUGGCCGAGUCUGUUGCUGAAGUUGCAGCUGAGCCUCGGGCUGAAGCUUCCCCUGUGGAAGCUGCUGCAGACCCUGUUAUUGAAGCUGUCAUUAUAGACGCUGCUGUCAAGCCUGUGGCUGAAGCUGAUGUAGAUCCUGUUGUCGGUGAUACCCCUGUGAAUGUAUCAGAGCCUGUUACCGGAAUUGUAGAGGAACUUAUGGAUAAAGCUGCAGAGCCUAUUAUUGAAGAAACCCUGGUGAAUGAUGUGGCAGAGCUCGCUCUUCAAAUUGUAGCUGAUUCCCCCUUGGAAGCUGCAGCAGAACUCGUUGUUGAAGCAAUCACUGUAGAAGCUGCAGUGGAAGAAGGUGCUUCACCUGUAGCUGAGUCUGUGGCUGCCGAAGCUGCAGCUGAUGUCUCCACACCUGAACAUGACACAGUGGAGCUGUUGGAGCUUGCUCCCGUUAUACAUGAAGAUGUAGGAGAGAAGCUGCAGGAAGAGAAACCAGCUCAAAUGGACCCGAUUCAGCGGCUCUUCCUGGACUCCAUACGUCAGUAUUCAACAGGAAACCAAAUUACCACAGAGUCAGUUGAUGGUGAUUCAGAGUACCAAAGGGCCCUAGAACAGGAGAUAGCCAAGCUCCAGAGGCUUUAUGGAGGAGGGGACCUCACAUCUUUCCCAGAGUUAAAGUUCCCAGAACCCACAUUUGAUGAAGUUUUCCAUAAAUGAAUAUCAUCUCCUUCUCACCGUACUGGACAAAUCCCUGCAAAUUUAUGCUCUAUGGAGGAACGUUGUCUGUUUACUAUCGAAAGUUGCAAAAUCUUAAUCUCUUUCCUUGUGAGAAGAACGGAAUGUGUAACGUGUGUGUAGGGGAGAAAACAAUGUCUUUUGCGGUAUAAAUAUGCAAGUGAAAUGGUUAGCUGAGUCUUCUAUAUUUUAUUUUAUAGUGUAGGUUAUUAUAACCACCUUCUAUUAUAGUGAUGCAAAAGACUUUACUUAUUUUCAACUUUUAAAUGUGCUAUCUGUCAUGAUUUCAGUCAUGUUGAGUCAUAAACAUAUAGUUGCAGUCCGAAGUUAACAUGCAGUCAUCAUAAGAAUUAAUGUCAGAUCACUUUUGGGCCUUUAUUGAUUCACUAGAACUGUUCUUUUUCGAUCGGGGAAAAUACAAUGUACAUCAGGUCCAUCUUGAACGGUUUACAUUCUCUUUUUUUGCUACGACACAUUUGGGGUAGAGGCAUAGCUUUUGGCUCCAUUGAAAGAUAUAUAUAUAUAGUUUCCCCUGUGACAUUGUGCUGUGUGUCUACCCAUACUCAAAUGUCCCUCAUGCUGGAUGUCAUUAAAUGUGUACAUUGAAUAAUAAAUAAAUACGGACCUUGAAGAGA
Molecule: messenger RNA, 2519 nt
Organism: Doryrhamphus excisus (bluestripe pipefish)
Lineage: Eukaryota; Metazoa; Chordata; Actinopteri; Syngnathiformes; Syngnathidae
Biological process (GO): proton motive force-driven ATP synthesis
Cellular component (GO): proton-transporting ATP synthase complex
Molecular function (GO): proton transmembrane transporter activity
Source: RefSeq, a predicted model, not a curated record